GAGAAUACAUCUACUCAUGAGUUUAAUGAUUCACCACCCGUUGAUCAAAAUGAGUCCUCUGAAUCUAUAGAGCCUGAACCUACUUUAUCUACUGGUUCAGAAGUUCCAUAUGUUCAGUUAGAUGUAUAAGGAAGAAAGUCCAAUAAGUACUGGACAGUUGAUUUGGAAGAUGCAAACGGAGUGAUUAAGGAAGGUCACUUAAGGUUGAAAGAUGUGUGGGUGCUGUCUCGUGAGACUAGAAUUAUAGUGCAUUGGAAUGAGCAUGGCCAACCGAUUGGUGAAUCUGGUGGACUUUUAGGCUUGUUUUUGGGAGCUGUUGCUGGGAAUUUCAAGAACUUUCCUAUAAGUUAUGAGAAAUGGCAUUUGGUUCCAACAGAGCCAUAAAAAAAUGGAGCUUAUAGGGAUAUUAUUCAGAGAUUCUUUAAAGUUGAUGAUGGACAGCAAAAAAAGUACAUACUACAAAAUCUCGGCAGGAAGUGGAAAGAUGAUAGAUGCAAAUUGUUUAAUGACAAUUAUAAGUGGAAUCUUACUAGAGAGCAAAAUAUAGCAGCGUUACCAAAAGGAUUUGGAGUCAGCUUGGAGCAAUGGGCAACUUUUAUUGAUUAUAGAUUAAGGUCCAAAACUCAGGAUAUGUGUGAGAAAAAUGCAAGUAAUCGAGAAAAACAAACAAUUUCUCAUACACUCGGAUCCAAGACGAUUGCUAGGAAGAAACACGAGUUGGAAACUGCUAACAAGAGAGUUUUUACUAGAGCUGAAAUGUAUCCAAUUAGUCAUAAGAAGAAGGAUGGAUCUUUUGUUAAUGAUGAGGCUAGAGAGAAAAGUGAACAAUUAACUUUGCUUCAAGCUAAUGAGAGUUCUACUGAUGAUGCAUAUGUCAAGUUAUUUGGAAAAGAACACCCGGGUCGUGUUAGAGGUGUAGGAUUUGGUGUUUGUCCAUCCCAAGUCAUGAAAUCUUCUAAUAGUUUCGGAGGGGUAUCUUCUUCAUGCAAUCAUGACUUUGAUAUGGCUAAAGUUCGCUCUAUGGAAGUAGAAUUACAAGAGAAUAAAGCAACAAUUUAUUUAUUACAAGCCCAGGUGACAUAUUUCAUUAAUCAUUGUAUGGGUGGAAAAGUGCCACAUGACUUUUCUACAGCUACGAAUAAUGGGGUUGUAGACUCUCCAAUAGAGACAAGGCCAUCUUCUACUAUUCCAUGAAGUAGCUCUAGAAUUUUAUGAUUGAAGUGACUCAAGACUUUUAUUAUCAAAGUAGCUCUUUAUUUUAGGCUUUUAGCUUAGUUAAAUAUUAGUAGCAGAAUUCUUUUCUAAUUUAAUUUUAGGAUUGCGUUAUUUGAAUUUACUUUGAUAUGUAAAUAUAGGUGUUAAACACUGAUUGUUAUGGAUUUAUGAUUAUGUAAGACUUAUUAAAUACAUAUUAUAUUUUGAAAUGCAAUGUUCAUAUUAUUUUGGUCAA
Arachis ipaensis is the source of this 1450-nucleotide messenger RNA. Lineage: Eukaryota; Viridiplantae; Streptophyta; Magnoliopsida; Fabales; Fabaceae. The record is from RefSeq and is a predicted model, not a curated record.